Molecule: messenger RNA, 886 nt
Organism: Macadamia integrifolia
Lineage: Eukaryota; Viridiplantae; Streptophyta; Magnoliopsida; Proteales; Proteaceae
Product: ORM1-like protein 3
Exons: 3
Coding region: 83-589 (168 amino acids)
Biological process (GO): ceramide metabolic process; intracellular sphingolipid homeostasis; negative regulation of ceramide biosynthetic process
Cellular component (GO): endoplasmic reticulum membrane
Source: RefSeq, a predicted model, not a curated record
GUGUUAUCUCUUUCUCUGCGACUACGAGAGAGAGAGAGAGAGAGAGAAAGAAAGAGGUUUCUUUCUAUUUGAUCUCUAAUUAAUGGUUGAUGGAUUAAGCUUCACAUCCAGAAGAAUGGGGAAACUGUACGUAAACGCAGUGCCCCCUCCCGAUCUGAACAAGAACACAGAGUGGUUCAUGUAUCCAGGGGUUUGGACCACAUACAUCUUGAUCCUCUUCUUCUCAUGGCUUAUGGUGCUUUCUGUCUUCGGUUGCACUCCUGGCAUGGCUUGGACCAUCGUUAAUCUCUGUCAUUUCGUCGUCACUUAUCACUUCUUCCACUGGAAGAAGGGAACACCAUUUUCUGAAGAUCAGGGUAUAUAUAAUGGAUUGACUUGGUGGGAGCAGAUGGACAACGGCAAGCAGCUCACUCGCAAUAGGAAGUUUUUGACUGUUGUACCUGUGGUGCUGUACUUGAUUGCCUCGCACACAACUGACUACCAACAUCCGAUGCUCUUCCUCAACACCCUUGCAGUUUUUGUACUGGUGGUUGCCAAAUUCCCAAACAUGCACAAGGUCCGCAUCUUUGGAAUCAAUGGAGACCAAUGAUUUGGCCCAUAUAUGACUAGACACUGUGGUUGUACUGUAAAAGCCUUUGAUCGUUCAUGGUUUAUAUUCCUGUACAGGAGUCAGGAUUGGCUGGGUACUUUACUGUUUCUUUAUCCUUUCUUUUUUUUUUUCCUUUCUUUUUUUUUCGACAAGUGAGCAUUUUGUUUAGCAUUGACUGCUUUUUCAAAGCUAUAUCUGUCUGUUAGAUAUAAGAAUAAUAAGUGUAUUUCAUAUCCUCUGUACAGUGAAAUUUCCCCUUCUCCGGGAGAAUUUUUAGUGCUGUUAUUAUCAUCUUAA